UAUACACUAAGACGAAAGAUGCGGCCUGAGUUGUGCCGACUUUGCGAGAAGCCGGCGGCCGACGGCGGAUACCGAGCGGCCGAAUUGGACAAGGAGAAAUUGGCCGAAUGGUGUUUGAAUUACUUAGGCACGACUUUGGCCGAAGAAGUGAAAGACAAUGACCUCUUUUGCUACUUUUGCGUUUGGGACGCCAGAUUUCAAUAUGAGAACGAGAAAAAUCAUGGAUUAAUUUGCGGACAAAGUAAUUUGAACCUAUGCUGGUGGCUUCAGAAAGAUGUGGGAAGAAAUAUUCGUAUCUUGUUUGAGAAUUACGAAGCUGGAAUGGUGCAGCAGUGCUGGGUUCCUUUGAAAAAUAUGGAUAACAAGCAGAAAACAAGAAAUGCAAGUAAUACUAAUGCUGAAGAAAAGGUCGAACCAAAUAGCUCAUACAAAAAAUGCUGCUAUUGCAGCAAACUUAAUAUUCCAAAAACAGAGUGGACGAAACAUAUAAAAAAUGAACAUGCAAAUGUUGCAAUCAAAUGUAAUUAUCGCAAGGACUGUGUCUCUUACUUCAAAAAUGUAGAGGAGAGGGACGCUCAUGUAAAAGAAUUUCAUUUGAAACCAAAAGUAGAAAUCCUCUAUGAUUGCAUUUAUUGUCCUUUAAAGCGUUUCAAGCACAGGAGUUUUUUAAGACAUGUAAAAUCAAACCAUCAAAAUGUAGCCAUCAGGUGCGUUAAUUCAAAGUGUACCAUGUUUUUCAAAACGCAGGCAGAUUUGGAUUUGCAUUUUAGCUCAAAACACAAGAGCAUUGAGCAAAGGAAAAAGUUCAAGUGUCCAUCAUGUGAUUACAGAGCUUUACAUAAGACACACAUUGCACACCACAUGUACAAAAAACAUCAAAUCACAGAAAAAAUUAAUAAGUGUCCCGACUGUCCAAAACAAUUCUCAAGCCACGUGCUUAUGAAUCGUCACAUGAGUCAAAUUCACAAAUUUAGAACGUGCCCCGCAUGUAAUCUAAAAAUUCCAAUGUCCGUUUUUUUCCAUCAUUUUACAAAAAAAUCUUGCGGGAAAUGCAAAAAGGAAUUUGAUUGUUCAAUGUCGCGAAAAGAUCAUGAAAAUUUAUGCAAGCUCAAAUGCGACAUAUGCUUGCAAGUUUUCAACAAAAGAUUUCAGUUGAGGUACCAUAAAAAACGUGUACAUUUACUUCAGUAAGAAAUGCAUGUGAGAUCUACUGAAAACAAAUGCUAACAAGUCUUUUCAAGAAUUUUAUGCGUUUAUUUCAUGGUACUAGAUUUUGAAAUACUAUUGUUGAGCAAUUUCGCAUGACUAUAUUGUAGUUCGGUGGGAAUUUUUUUUU
Neocloeon triangulifer is the source of this 1336-nucleotide messenger RNA. Its product is annotated as zinc finger protein 234-like. Lineage: Eukaryota; Metazoa; Arthropoda; Insecta; Ephemeroptera; Baetidae. Gene Ontology annotation, cellular component: nucleus. The record is from RefSeq and is a predicted model, not a curated record. The transcript has 3 exons. Gene Ontology annotation, biological process: regulation of gene expression. The coding region runs from base 19 to 1191 and encodes 390 amino acids.